Saccostrea cuccullata (small rock oyster) is the source of this 3709-nucleotide messenger RNA. RefSeq lists its product as uncharacterized. The transcript has 25 exons. The record is from RefSeq and is a predicted model, not a curated record. The coding region runs from base 226 to 3660 and encodes 1144 amino acids. Lineage: Eukaryota; Metazoa; Mollusca; Bivalvia; Ostreida; Ostreidae. Gene Ontology annotation, biological process: carbohydrate metabolic process. Gene Ontology annotation, molecular function: hydrolase activity, hydrolyzing O-glycosyl compounds.
UAAAUAUUAGCUUUGAUUAUGAAAAGCACCUAAUACUUUUAUAAUAUAAAUUAAGAAAACGUCGAAUUGUCCUCGAAAUAUGUGAAAUACCAUGCAUUCUCUCUCGUAUUCACGUAACAAAGGUAGCAUUUAAUCUUCAGGAAUUCGGACAUUGUCUUAUCGCGUCCAAUGUUAGUACUGACUUAGUACAUUAAGAGACAAAGAUUAUACGAAUGACUGAGAAAUAUGUUACUAUAUAUAAUUGUAAGUUCCCUUGUCAUCAGUUGUAUAAAAGCACAGAAUGAAUUGCUGCAUAAUUCUGAUUUUGAAAGUUCAUCCUUUUCCGGAAACUGGGUUUGUAGCGACUGUACGAUGACCACCCUCACUAGCGACACCUAUCAUGGGAGACAAUCUGUUAAAGUUACAAACAGAAGACAUACUUACUCAGGGCCUCACCAGACUGUCCCAAUUUCACCCGGACAGAACUAUGUCGUUAAGACGUACGUAAAACUUCUUAAUCUUCACCCGGGGACUUUGUAUUCUAGCUUGUCUAUGAGAGUCAACCUUCAAGUAAACGGAAAAACUGUACAUCUAAAAGUGGCUCAACAGCCUAUGCAACAAUUGAAGUAUGGUUGGACAGAAAUAAGUGGCGAUUUCUUUGCACUUAAUGGAACUUCAUCAGCAACGAUUUUCCUUGAGGUAAUGAAUGUUGAUAUCAAUUAUCUGAUGGAUUCAGCAAGUCUUCAACCAUUACAACACGAUUCACACUGGUUAUCGAGAGCUCAUAACCGCAUCAACAAACUCCGUAAAGCACCCGUCACAAUAAAACUGGCACCAGGACAGCAGACUCAUGGAUUCUAUGCUGAGCUAAUUCAACAAAAAAGUGCAUUUCCGUUCGGAACAGCCGUCCAUGCCGACAAGCUAGGAAAUCCUAUGUACCAGAAAUAUACAGACUUUGUCGUCAAAAACUUUGAAUGGGGUGUCAUAGCAAAUAUGCUGAAAUGGAAAGCACUAGAACAUAGAAAGGGUCAUACAAAUUAUACACUUGCAAUGAACGCAUUACAACUUCUUCAAUCUCAUGGAAUGCAGGUUCGCGGUCACAACAUGUUUUGGGAUGUUGACAAGCACGUGCCAACUUGGUUACAGGGGAUGUCUCCAUCAGAUCUUGUCAAAGAAAUGGAAGCCCAUGUAAAUGAUGUUAUGUCGCACACCCGUGGAAGGCUUGUACACUGGGAUGUAAACAACGAGAACCUACACGGGGAUUACUUCGAACGUCACACGAGGGACCCAGACAUCACCCACAAAAUGUUUCAGUGGAUCCACUCCCGUGAUCCCAGCAUUAAACUUUUCCUUAAUGACUACUCUAUUCUCUCUCAGUCCUCCAUGACCACGGCAAUCAAAAAUCAGGCUGUUAAUUUUAUCAAAAGUCACGUUCCUAUCGGAGCAGUUGGUUUACAGAGCCAUUUUCAUGGAACAGAUAUCGAUAUGGAUGUUAUAAAGUACAGACUGGAUAAGGUGGCGGAAGCCGGACUAAAGAUCUGGAUCACCGAGCUGACAGUCGGAGCAGCAGACGACAACAGGAAGGCGGCAGCUUUGGAGAAAUUGAUGACGAUGUUCUUCAGUCACCCUGCAGUAGAGGGGGUCAUUCUUUGGCAUUUCUGGGACGGUUCUAACUGGCAUCAAGACGAGGCUUUAUUCAACGGUCCAGAUAUAUCUCCAAAUGCUGCGGGACGGAAAUAUUUAGAUCUUGUUCAUGGCACCUGGAGAUCUCACAUGAAACGUAGGAUAGAUCCAGGUCACACAGUAAAUGUUACAGCGUUUACGGGGGAUUAUGUUCUGAGCGUUCGACGGAACGGUCACGUGAUUCACAACGAGACAUUUAGCUUAGGUUCAGCGGGAAAAGAUCUCACAGUUCAUCUUACAGAAGUUUGGGUUUCUAGUUUAUGCAAGCAUACACAUAGCAUGUCAAAAUUUUCCUUAUUAUACGGACUUCUAUUGUUUAUAUUUCACUCUAAUGCGGAGACCGAAUUACUUAAAAAUGGAGACUUCGAGAGCACGUCUUUUAGUGGAAAUUGGCAGGCUGCAGACUGCAGGGUGACGUCAUAUACAGCUGAUAAAUAUCAGGGAAGCAGAUGUAUAAAAAUAUCGAACAGGCACCAUGACUGGUCAGCGGUCCGUCAGGAUGUCAGUCUUACUGGAGGACACUGGUACGCGGCCAAAGCAUACAUCAAGUUACUCAACAUGCCAGCAGGUGCCCACUACGUGUACAUGGAAAUGAUGGCAGCAGUCCAUGUAAACGGACAUACAAAAUACAGAACUGUUGGUCAAAUUCACAUGCAGCAAGAGAAGUAUGGAUGGACAGAAGUCGGAGGGGACUUCUUUGCAGAGCAGGGUGCGACAGGAGCUACCUUGUAUGUCCAGGUCCACAACUCCACUGUGAAUUAUCUACAAGACUUCUCCAGCCUUCAGAGGAUUCCUACAAACCCCAACUGGAAAUCGGAGGCUAAUGCUAGGAUCAACAAUAUCAGGAAAGCCCCCAUAACAGCCAGCCUAGUAAACGGAGCGUCAGCUCAAGGACUUAGCGUUGAGUUGCAGCAACAGAAGAGUAGCUUCGGAUUCGGUGCUGGUGUAGUGGCCGACAUGAUGACAAACCAUAACCAACAUGCGUAUCAGAACUUCGUAUAUAAAAACUUUGAGUGGGCAGUGAUUGUUAACGCUCUUAAGUGGCGUCUCAUGGAAUGGUCAAAGGGCCAUAUUAACUUCGCCAGACCUGACAAUGCUAUAAAAGCCCUGAGUUCUCACGGUGUAAAGAUCCGAGGCCACAACAUGUUUUGGGGAGUGGAAGGGCAUGCACCGGCGUGGUUGGCGGGAAAAUCUGCAGCAGAAUACGUCACCGAAAUGAAACUUCAUGUCCAGGAAGUCAUAAGCCAUACCAGAGGAACACUGGAACACUGGGAUGUUAACAAUGAGAACCAGCACGGUGAUUACUUUGAGCGUCACACCAAUGACCCGGAUAUUACCGCCAAAAUGUUUCAGUGGAUUCACCAGGCGGAGCCGGGCGUCAAACUCUUCAUUAACGAGUACAACGUCAUCACAAACUCACAAGUUACAACGGCUACUCGAAAUCAGGCUAUUCAGCUCCGUAAUAUGGGUAUACCUGUCUACGGCGUAGGAAUACAGGGUCAUUUCCACAGCGGUGACAUAGAUAUAGACGUGGUGAAGUACAGAUUAGAUAAAGUAGCAGAAGCUGGCCUGAAAAUCUGGAUAACAGAGCUCACCAUUUCGGAAAGUGACGUAAACAAAAAAGCUGCGGCUCUGGAAAAUCUCCUGACUCUGUUCUUCAGUCAUCCGGCGGUAGAGGGCGUUAUGUUCUGGGGAUUCUGGGACGGUGCAAUACACCACUCAGUUGAUAAGUUAUUCGAAGGACCAAACUUGACGCCAAACAAGGCGGGACAGGUGUACCUUGACUUAGCACGUAAAGCAUGGAGAACCGACUUUACCCAUGCAAUAAGCACACACAGUGGAGUUCAUACAUCCGGGUUCCUUGGUGAUUACGUACUGAAGGUUAAAAGUAAUGGCCACGUCAUUCAUCAGGAACAAUUCACUUUAGACAAAACGGGGAAGAAUUUGAGCAUCCAUUUAACAGAUGAUCAUCAGGUCUCCCAUAUUGCAUUUGGAUGAAAGCGAUACUAGUGUUGAUCUUUUAUAAAAAAAAUAAAAUAAAAGGAUG